Lycium barbarum (goji berry) is the source of this 1388-nucleotide messenger RNA. Its product is annotated as F-box protein At2g26160-like. The record is from RefSeq and is a predicted model, not a curated record. Gene Ontology annotation, molecular function: protein binding. The transcript has a single exon. NCBI's taxonomy places the organism in Eukaryota, Viridiplantae, Streptophyta, Magnoliopsida, Solanales, Solanaceae. The coding region runs from base 64 to 1272 and encodes 402 amino acids.
CUGGAUUAUGGCGUUCUAAUUUUGUAAUCUAACCAGAGUUAAAUACAGAGGAAAGAAGAAAACAUGCAAAGGAAAAGCACAAGUAUGGUUGACUGGUCGGAACUUCAGUAUGAUCUGUUGGUUCUUAUAGGUAAGCGUUUAAAUUUGAUUGAAGAUUACUUAAAUUUCUCUUCUGUUUGUAAACCCUGGCGAUGUGCGGCCAAAAAGGACAAUUUUAACAGUGAUCUGCCUAGAGUACCGUGGCUAAUGUUAGCCGAGGAACAAGAUGAGGAAGGCAAUUCAUGUCGACAGUUCUUCAGCCUCUAUAACGGCAUGAUUUUGAAGAAGACGAUACCUGAAUCCAGAGGAAAGCGGUGUUUGGAGUGUUUGGGAUGGUUUAUUACAGUUGGAAAAGAGGGUGAAAUUAAUCUGCUACAUCCCUUUUCUGGUGUUCAGAUUGAAUUGCCCCAUCAAAGUAACUUUGAAAAUUAUGAAGAGGCUAUCCCACUUUUCGAUAAAAGGGCCUAUAUCGCCAAAGCAGUGUUGUCGGCUAGCCCUUCUUAUAAGUCGGACUACGUCCUCAUGGUCAUUGAGGGAGCCCUGAAAAUAAGUAUUUGGAGGCCAGGUGAUCUAAGCUGGACUAGGAUUCAGCGUGGAGGUCUACAUCAUGAUGUUGUUUAUUUUAAUGGUCAAUUUUAUGCUAUCGAUCGUCAUGGCUGCGUUGUGGUUGUUUACAAUGUUGCUGAUCCUGAACCCUCUGAGACUCCAUUAGUAGCACAGCUACCAUCUGCUGGUAUGAUGGUCUGGCAUUACAUUGUAGAAUCACUUGGUUCAUUGUUUGUAAUUGUGAGACAUUUUGAAGUGAAACACGACUUACCCCUAAAUAGGGAUUACUUGACUCCGCUAACAUGCAUCAUAUAUCAUCAUGUCGGAGAUGACCUAAUAAAUAAUACUGAUAUCUUUUGUGAUAAACCUGAUGUGACAACAACUUUUCAAGUUUUCAAGCUCGAUAUAGAUGCUGGUACACUGAUACAAAUCCAGGACUUAGGGGACAGAGCUCUUUUUCUUGGUUCUAAUGCAUCUCUCUCAGUACAAGCUUCUCAAUUUCCUGGAAUUAAGCCAAAUCAUAUCUAUUUUACGGAUAAUGAUAAUGCAUCCCCCGUCUACAAUGAAGGUGAUGGCUUGGACAUGGGUGUUUUCGAUGUAGGAGAUGGAAGCAUCAAGGCGCACUACGAGGGUGUUUCCGUCAGUCUUGUUUGUCCACCAGCUUGGGUCACACCAACUCUUUAUUGAUUCAGACCCCGUUUUACUCUAUAUUAUUACUUCAUGUUUUUCAUUGUCAUAAACAUCUUGUUACGAAGUGUUGUGAAGUGCUUUUUCAAAAUUUAAUGUUCGGAGAAUGUUUCAUA